This is a messenger RNA of Auanema sp. JU1783, 8865 nucleotides long. NCBI's taxonomy places the organism in Eukaryota, Metazoa, Nematoda, Chromadorea, Rhabditida, Rhabditidae. The record is from the annotation of a GenBank genome assembly.
AUGCGGGUUUUACUCGCUUUUUCCAUUUUUUCUUUAACAUUAGCAGCAGACAAAGCUAUUAACUUACCGUGUAAUCGUGAAUUAGAUGGGUUAUUGGCUGUUGAUCCAGAUGGAAACCCAACAGCUUUCCUUUCCUGUCAAGGUGUCGGAGUUGGAAAUAUUGGAUUCUGGGAAAGAAAGAUGUGCCCAAAUGAUAUGGUUUUCGAUUUCAUAAAUCAGAGGUGCAAAGCUGCUCCAAGGAAAGUUCAUCGUAAACCUCAGACUAACUUGAAUAUCGCUAUUUUGAACUCUUCCUGUGCUAAAGGUGAAACCUGUAUUGGAGGAACAGUCUGCGACGCAGAUAGAAUGAGAUGUCUCUGCCCUUACGGAACUAUUCCUCAAUUGGAGACUUUGUCUUGUAUCAAGAAUGAAAAUGCUUUCUCUCCUGAUAGAUUCAAGUUCUCAUUUGAAAACACCAACACUGGUACAGGUUUCUUGCCCAAUCCUAACCAGCAGAUUAUUCCCCCAAGCAACAAUGGACAAGCUAGCUUCAUGCCAAAUCCAAACUUCAACAAAUUCAGCUCUAACAGUAAUUCGUUUGCUUCAAGUAGCAAUAGCAACUUCGGAAAUGCUCCAUGGACCAACAAUGGACAGUCAGCUUCGUCAUCUCCCAAUACAUUCGUGGACAUGAUGCCCAAUCAUAAGUUCGUUUUCGGAAAUUUCGGAACGACUCAAGCACCAACAACGAAAGCUGUUCCGCGUUUAGCUGAACCAGGUCAAUCAUGUCGAUCAAAUGAACUCUGUAUAGGAGGAUCUCUUUGCACGUUCCCAAUUGGACUCUGUCUUUGCCCUGGAGACCUGGAAGCAAGGGAUGGAGAAUGUGUCUUGCCUGCUUCUUCUUCUAUCAAAAUACAAAAAGUUGGAAUCGGAGCUAUCUGUAAUGAUCUGGCUGAAUGUGAUGAUGGAAGUGUUUGCCAAAUGGGUAGAUGCGCUUGCGUUUCUCCUUUGGUUCAAUUUGAAGGAAAAUGUGUUCUCCGUCAGGAGCGUAAAGAAGUCGGACCUGGAGAUCUCUGUGAUAAUGGAGAAAUCUGUAUCAAAGGCUCAGUUUGUGAUAAAAUCAUUCCUGUUUGUGUUUGUCCAACUGAAACUGACUUGUUCGAUGGCGAAUGCGUUCGAGUUUUCAACUCAAAGCCUUCAGGCUAUUUGCCUACAACUCAUACUCCAACAAUUGCUCCACAAGCUUCUUAUGUACCACCAUCAACCACUCAGAGGCCUGUUCCUGUUCAAACGCCUUCGACCAAGACGAUCCCACCUGUUUACACGUUCAACCAGAAUAUCGUUCAACAACCAACAACUUACAGUUAUAAGGCAGUCACGAACCAACAAGUCACUUCAAAGCCAAAUCAUAUGAAGAUAGCACUUGGAGGAAGUAAACAAGCUGGAGUCGGAGUCAGAUGCUCAUUGAACACAGAUUGCAUGAUUGGAGCUUACUGUAAUGGAAACACCUCUCCUCCAUCAUGUCAAUGUCUCUCAACCCAUGUUAAUGUAGAAGGAAGAUGUGAAAAAGUGAUUUAUCCCGGACAAAUCGGAUGUCGCAGCAGCUUACAAUGUACUGCAGCUUAUGCUGGCACAAGCUGUGUAGAUCGUGUCUGUAGAUGCCCUGAGGGAACCAAAACCGUAGAUCAGACCUGCAUUCCAGAACCUGAUGAGUGUUUUCCAACUUGUCAACAUCCCCUUAUUUGUUCCCAUUCAACCUGUAUUUGUCCUGAUGGUACUAACUGUUCUACAGAACUAAUCACUUUCGGCCAUCUCGUCUUAUCCGAUGAUGAUAACCUCCAUAAGAUUCCAAAUAUCAUUCAAACUAUAAAAAUUCGUCAACGUCGUCAGACAAGCAAAAUGGAAUGUUUACCGGGUUCAGAAAGCUGUAGUGAUGGUCAUGGCAUCUGUAUUAAAGAAAAAUGUCAUUGCUUGAACGGUUUGGUGGCUAGGGAUGGGUAUUGUCGUCCUCUAAUGCUGCCGGUUAACUCAUCUUGUGACUCGGAGAAUCUAUCAGCAGUGUGUGAAGAUGGGGCUAUUUGUGUUGAUGGCUUUUGCCAUUGUCAGUAUCCAGGGGGAUGUGAUAACUCUAAUGUGGUCAUGUGUGAGAACCAUUCUCAAUGUCCACAAACGUUUGUAUGUGUUGUGGGGAGAUGUGUCUGUAACAGGAACUACGAAUUGAAGAACGGUCAGUGUCAACUCAGAGAACCAAUCGCAAACUCAGUUUACAAAAGCAUCAACAGCUCUUGCAAUGAACGCAUCGAUCGGUGUUCAGGUGGCUCUAUCUGCCUCAAUGGAGCUUGCCAAUGUGUAAACGGAGCAACUGAGAACUCUGGACGCUGUCAUCAAGUACCACAAGGUAGAUGUGUUCAUGGCGAGUUAUGUAUCAAUGGCUCCAUUUGCGAACUUGGACGUUGUAAAUGUCAGGAUGGGCUCACGAUUUCAGCAAGAAACCCAACAGUCUGCGUAGUAAUUUCAUCAGAGCCUGGAAAAUCGUGCCAUUUCGGUGAAAGAUGCAUCAAUGGUAGUGUUUGUCGUUUUGGGACUUGUAUGUGCGAAUCGAAACGAGUCAAUGUUCAUGGCCGUUGUGUGAAGAAAGACUCGCUUCCUGGAAAGUCCAAGAAACAGAAAGCAGGAUCUAUGUCUACGUCUAUUCCUCCUUCAAAUGAGUCUUCUACUUCUGCUUUGACUACGGAAUCCUCCAACGAGCCAAUACCAGCAUCCGAACCAGGAACUAUCCGCAAUCCAGGGGAGAAAUGUUCAUUGUUAGAUAUUUGCAAUGGAGGUUCAUUGUGUCAGGAUCACAUGUGCAAAUGUCAAGAACAUGACAUAAUCAUUGACAAUCAAUGUGUCGGAAGCCAAGCAGAAGCUGUGAAACUCACAAAAGAAAAGUCCAUCUCUGCCCCUGGUCAAGCUUGCGAUAUUCGAACAACCUGUACAGGUGGCUCAGUCUGCAUUGAGAACUUAUGUCGUUGUGAGACAGGGCUGGUCAACUCACAAGGGGAUUGUCAAACUGUUUCUGAUUCAGAUGUGUCUACGUCUACAUCUGAAUCUCCAAACGCUUUUGUUCUGCAUUACCCUACAGGACAAAAAGCAAAGAAGGAAUCAAAGGAGGACCGAUACCCAGGAAUGGAAUGUGUUCUUACAAUGCAAUGCCCAUUCCGAACAGAGUGUCAGCAAGGCGUUUGUAGAUGCAAGCAAGGUGAAACAAUCGUCGACGGAACUUGUCGCCAGUCAAUUCACCAGGUUCGAGUUGGUGGUGCUUGCAAUCCCCAGAAAGGGUAUGAUUGCGUUGGAGAAUCCUUUUGUAUCUCUGGAGCAUGCAUAUGUCAGUAUGGAAUGCGGCCUCUGGAUGGAUUAUGUGUACCUGUCUCUCAGCUGAAUCAAGUACUACCGACUAAGAAAUGCGGUCCAGAUAGUUUUUGCCUGGGUGGAUCCAGAUGCAUUGAGAACGUUUGUAGAUGUGAGAAGGAUUACGUCCCCGAUGUGAAUGAUAAAUGUGUGAAGAAGUCUUCCGUUUAUCCUAUACUGAAAGUCACCACUCCUAAGCCGACUACAACUACGACUAUGAUGACAACCACUGGGCUACCUAAUAUAGGAGAACCAUGUAGUUAUUACUGCGCAGAUGGUUUGUGCCGUGAUGGAGUAUGUGUAGAUGUUGUGACCGAGAUGGAAAAAGUAGAAAUGGAACUAAAACAGAAUCCCGCUAAAAGUGCUGUGGCUGAUGAAGUGAUGAACUCAAAGUCUUCUACUGAUGAGCUCAUGAUUGUUGGUACUCAUUGCUAUCGUGAUACAGAUUGUCCUCAAGCAUCUCGCUGCCUGCAAGAAAUUUGCUACUGUAAUGCCGGAUAUAGAGCAACUGCGGGUUAUUGUGAAUCAAUUGUUCCUCUUGGGUCUCCCUGUGUCUCAACUAAUCAGUGCCCUAUCCAUUCUGUUUGCGUCCAAGGCACAUGUCAAUGCGCUGCCAGCCUCAGAGAUGGAAAAGCUUGUAAACCUCCUAGGUUGGGAAGACCAGGAGAUUCUUGCCUCGACGGAGUGAUUUGUAGCUAUAAUAGUUAUUGUGGGCUCAUGAGCAGUGUUUGCGAGUGUCCAUCCGGCAUGUCAACUCAACAGGGAGAGUGUCGCCAAACUGCGGCUGCUACUGGCCAAUCUUGUGUUACAUCUAGAAACUGUCAUAGGUUUAGCUAUUGCGAUAAUGGUUUUUGUCUUUGCAAAAGCGGGUUCGAACUUGUUAAUGAUUUCUGCAUGCCACCAGCUAAGAGACUCUCGUUGAAUGAAGUUGAAGAGUUGAUGCACAACGGCCUGGAGAAGGAACGAAACGAUGGACCACAGGCUCCUAUGCAAGAACGAAUCCGCACUGAAACGUUCUUACGUUCUAUGAUGAAUAAUCAAGAAAACUUUCUAAGCCCCAUGGACCCACCAACUCCUCCCAUGAUAGCUCAGAGGGGGCGAAGCUCUCUUCCAGUACUCCCUCCCAUGACAGCAAUGAAUCCUUCGGCCUUACCCACAAUGACUUUGUCUACAGGUUCUCCGAUUGCUCCCACAAUGCGCUUCAACGGUAUAAACUCUGCAGUAAAUCCUGCUAUGUCCGGUUUUGGAUCCAUGCCUUCAUCCUCGAUAGCUGCUGCUAAUAUUUCUCCGCAACCCAAUUUUCUGAAUCCGAAUUCGAGGUUCAAUUCUCCUAGUUCCGUUAUCAACUCUGCAAGCAGAAACACCAUCUCUCAACCCGAGAUUCCUCAAGUUAGCACAGGUCCUCUACCUAUUGAUUUAACGAAGCCUCCAUUCAACUAUGCCAUGCCUCCGAAUUAUCAAGUCAUAUACCCUUCGGGCAGUCCUAGUUCUUUUCAAAACCCUUUGAUUCAAAAUGACUUCAGUACCUCAGCUGCUUUAGGGGACUAUUUCCGUAAUAGAUUUGCAAGUUUCCCUAUAGUUAGUGGAGCCUCUACUGUUUCGGGGGACUCCCGGACAUUUGAUUUGAAUGUGAACACAACAAACACAGGGGGUAGUACACUUCCUCAGAAGUUGCGUUUUGCUAUGCCCGGAGAAUACUGUGGAGAUAAAGUAAUUUGCUUGGGGAACAGUUUCUGUACGAACGACUUCUGUCGGUGUCCAGAACACUGCUCUGCUCAGAAUGGAAUUUGUGCUUAUAAGAUUCAAGCUGCUGUUCAACCUCACAAAGACGCUUUGCAACUUUCUGGUUAUGAUGAAGAUGAUGAGGAUAGACGAUAUCUCAACUCGUCUGAAGAGCGACAGUUUGCCCAACCGUUAGAGAACUGCCAGAAUUUCGAGUUUUGCGUAGGAGGAUCAGAAUGUCUUCCAAUAGCUGCCAAGCUUGGUUUGAUGUGUCAAUGCCCGGUAGGAACAAUUUUCUUCCAAGAUGAGUGUAUAGAAGCUCCUAAAGGCAUAGGAUUGAUUGGAAUAGGAGAUAGCUGCGGGAAGAACGAAAUCUGUCUUGGAGGGUCCGUAUGCACAGAAGAAAAAUGUAUUUGUCGUGGAGGUAGAAAAGAUGUGCUGGGGAUUUGUGUUUUCACUGGUCAUCCUGGAGAUGAUUGCUCGCAAGGACAGCUUUGUGUUGAUGGAAGUGUUUGCGCCGGGCAGAAGCGUACAUGCAUCUGUCCCCCUGGUAAACGAAGUUUGCUGGGAAAAUGUGUUAAGCAAGAUAGUCCCGAAGAUGGAUUUGCUUCAAAUCCUUCGACUAACGAAGAAGACACUCAAGAGAAAAGGACUGAUCGCAGGAAGUUCUCAUCUGUAUAUCCAGGAGAGAACUGCAAUGGAUCACUAAGUAUCUGCAUGGAUAACUCGAGAUGUUCUCAAAAUCAUAUAUGCGAAUGCUUACCUCGUUUCUUCAAUGUUGAUGGACGAUGUGUUCCUAUUGAUAUGGUUCGAAAGCCGUCUGAAUCUUGUACUGUGACAACCAUUUGUGUCACUGGAGCUAGAUGUAUCGAAGAUGUUUGUACCUGCGCUGAUGGGCUCAUCGGACUUGACGAUAGAUGUAUACCAGUUUCAAACAAUAUCAGGAGACAUCCCUCCAGAAAUUCAAUAGGUCCCGGACCAACUUGUGAGCACGAUGAAGACUGCCCUUUACAUUUCAUCUGCAAUGAGAAGCUUUGCAUUUGUCAUGGCUCCAGUUCUGAAUGCUUAUCAAUGUCGUUAUUGAGCGUUGAUGCACAAUGCUUCGAAGACAUCAACUGUCCAUUAAACUCAAAAUGUAAUGAAGGCAUUUGCAUCUGUGUUGAUGGAUAUCGCAUGGAAACUGAUAGGUGUGUUGAGAGACGUCGCUUAGGAACAUCAGCUUCACCUCUGCUCCAAAACCUGCCCAUGUUCGCAUCAACCUCUCCCGGUUUUUCCACAACGACUGUUGCCUCAUCAACCAAACCAUUUUCUGCGGAAAACCUUGUGUUAAAUCGUAUUGCAUCAGUUUCGGUACCAGCUCUUCCCCCUGAUCCAGCCAUGGCUUCCAGGCUCUUAUCAUCUUUUCUAAAUGUUUUGAGUCAGGCAUCAGAUUCCAUGAGGUUUUCUGAUUCUUUCCCACCGACAGCAAGCCCUAAGACAGAUCUGGAAUCAAAUGAUAUUACCAACACUAUUUCUUCUAUUCCUGGACAACCAUGUGGGCUUCCAAAUUUGAUUUGCUCUGACAACAGCAUUUGUUUCAACGACUACUGCAUAUGUAGUUAUGACUAUCUGCCAAUUAAUGACAAAUGUGAACCACGAGAUGGAAAGGUUACAUUCGGUUUGGCUUGUUCUGAAACACAUCGUUGUUCCGAAAAGUUUAUUUGUUUGAAUGAUGUUUGUUCUUGUCCUCCCAAUGAUUCUACCUGUAAUCCUAACGAGCCAGUUACUUCACCACCAGGAGGUUCUUGCACUGAUGCCCGAGAAUGUACAGGAGGAAGUGUUUGUCGUGAAGGAUGGUGUAUCUGCCCAGAUCCAUCAAUGAUUGUGCAAAAAGGAAUUUGUAUUCAAUCUGGUCUUCGUCCAACUGUUCCACCCAAGACUGUACCUGUUUACACAACUAGUCAACCAACUGCUCCUGUUUACCAAACUCAACCAUCAUCCGCUGCUCCUACUUCCAGACCACCCCCUCCGGUUAACACCUUCAAUGCUCUACCAACAAGCACACAUCAAGGACGUAAGGUUCCUCCAGGAUCUCAAUGCGGUCCUCUUGACUCUUGCGUUGGAGGAUCCAUGUGUAUCGAUAGCCAAUGCGUAUGCCCACCUGGAACACAAGGAUCUCAAAAUGGCCGAUGUGAACUGGCCACCACGACUGUUCCAACUACUCGAGCUACCACAGCUUCCACAUGGAGAACAACCAGACGUCCUGUUGACUUCAUUGAAUUGCCCACGCAUGCACCAAACAUAGUUGAUUACAAUAAUCAACGAAUUAAUAAUAAUAUACCUGAAUAUACAUCCUUAUCAUCUGGUUACAACGGCCACAACAUUGAAAGAAACUAUGGCCGUCCGUCAAUUGUUUCCUCAGCUUCUCCAUCAACACCUUACUUCACAACUAAAUCGACAACGACUACUACAACAACGACGUCUACCACAUCAACUACACCUACUCGACCGACAACACUAGCUCAGAUAUUCGGCAACAAGAAUGAAUGUGAGGCGAUAGGACUUUACUGUAGGGGCAACACAAUCUGUAUAAAUAAGUCGUGUCAGUGUCCGGAUGGUCACAUUUUACAUAACGACGGUUGUGUUCCACCGUCCGAAGCGGGAAAGCGUAAAGUCCGUGGGAAGGCUCGUCAUCAAGCUACCACAGUUGGAAUUGUUUUAUCCAAACCAGGAGAAGAUUGUGCUGAUGGACAAACAUGUACUGGAGGAUCAGUUUGCAAUGAUGAAUGGGAUUGUGCCUGCCCAGCCGAUAAGCCUGUAUUGGCUCAUGGUGUUUGUGUGGCUAAAACUGAAACUCCCAAGAGACAAGCUGUACCUGGAGAGAGCUGUGAUGAGAACACCGAGUGCAUCAACAGUAGCAGUUGUCAUUCUGGACAAUGUCGCUGUGCUCCUCAGUUUAUCGCUCUUUCUGGUUUCUGCGUUCAAAUGCCAAUGUCCACAACUCCACAGAUGAAAACGUUCUCGAAGCCUUUGGAAAGCUGUGAAAAUGGGGAGACUUGUGAAGGAGGAUCAAAAUGUGAUGAUGAUACUCUGAUGUGUAUGUGUCCAAAGGGACAAGUUGCAUUCGGUCCUGAAUGCAAAGUUCCACCUGGAGCUACUGUAAGCCAAGUAACAACCCAAGAAGCUGUAAGCAACCCUUCUACUACUGAAUGUGAAAAUGAUAACAAUUGCGGAGAUGGUAAGCUGUGCGUUGCUGGAAGAUGUCGUUGUCGUCCAGGAACCGUUGAUAAUGCUGGUGUCUGUGAACUGUUAGAAGAAAUUGAAAUCGGCGAACGUCCGAUCCCGAUUUCCUACGCUAGACAUCGGGUCUUAACUGAGAAACAGAAGCCUGCUUCGAGUCACGCAGAACACGAAUCUUCUUACCAACAAUCACCUGAUGAGGAUAGACAAUCUUCCUCUUCGAGAGUAGAUCCAGUAGAAGCUAUAACACGCGCUCCAUCACGAGCAGAAGGUCAAAAGCCCCGAGUUGUUGGUCCUCCAAUCAGACGUCCAAAGCCCAAACCAAAAACAUCUUCAUCUGGUAGUAGUAGUGGCGGUACAGGCUCAGGCACAGCAAGUUAUAAGACAGGAGGAUCGGGUAACGGCAAUUGUCCCCCAGGCAAUGAAGCUACUCGAGAUUCUUCUGGAAAGCUUAUCAUUUGUAAUGGUCUAGAGCCCAACUGUCCUCCCAGAUCCUAUUGUUAUAUUACUUCUGGAGGAUUUGCUACAGAAGAAUAUAAUUGUUGUAAAUCCUGGUAA